AUGCUUGCACUAGUGCUACAAGCUCGCGAAGGUCCACGAAGCUUUGGUUCACGUGAAUCGCUCACUUCCAAAUUCGCUGUCGAUCCCUCAAUUCUCGCUAUGGGGCCCAAGUACACACGCUUAACGUUUACUUACUGGGCCUUGGUUUUGGCAGCUGCUCUACUGAACUACGUUUGUGUGGCAUCGCAAGUUACGGAAUCCUCUUUUCCUACGACUGCACCCCUCGAUCUUGACGUAACUUUGACUGGCAUGCGAGUUACUCGCCGCUUGAGAAGCACUACGGUUAAUGGUAGCGAAGACUACGAAGACAGAGCAUUUCCAGGUGCUACGAAGCGAAAAGAUCUUACUCAAGCGGAAACGAAAAAACUGCAACAGAUUGCUGGAGGCGCACAAACCAAGUUAACGAGUUACAAGCUAAAAAACUGGAUGGAUGACGGAAAUCUGCAGACGACGUUUACAAACUCCUAA
Phytophthora infestans T30-4 is the source of this 468-nucleotide messenger RNA. RefSeq names its product secreted RxLR effector peptide protein, putative. The transcript has a single exon. The coding region runs from base 1 to 468 and encodes 155 amino acids. Lineage: Eukaryota; Oomycota; Peronosporomycetes; Peronosporales; Peronosporaceae. The record is from RefSeq and is a predicted model, not a curated record.